Messenger RNA from Funneliformis geosporum, 185 nucleotides. The record is from the annotation of a GenBank genome assembly. Lineage: Eukaryota; Fungi; Glomeromycota; Glomeromycetes; Glomerales; Glomeraceae.
CAUCUGUACAGAUAUUAAUAAAUGAUGAAGUUGGGAAGACAUAUAAAGUAGUAAAAAUGGCCAUAAGUUCAGUGAGUGUAGAUGAAGGUGAAUUAAGAAGUAAUGUGGCAUUAAAAGUAAUAGACAGAUAUAGUGAAUUGAAUUGUAAGUUGGAAGCGUUAGUAAAAUUAGCAGAAUAUGAAUGA